AUGGUCGYCAUUCGGAGUCUUGCAUCGGUUGCACUGCUUGUGUCCAGUGCAUUCGCAGUAUGGCCGCUGCCUACGGAGUACUCCCACGGAGACAAGGUGCUGUGGAUCGCGCGUGAGCAUGUAACCGUUUCUUAUCACGGAGCGGAGAAUAACUCAUCGGGAACCCAGAGCACAUCGAGCAAUGCAACAUCUGGCAACCAGAUCGUCAACAAUGCCGUGGAGCGAACAUUCAAGACUCUCUUCGAGCAGAACUUCUUGCCCUGGAAGUUCCACCCACGGUUGAGUAACUUCGAACCAGAAGAGGGCAGCGACGCCACCUACAUCUCCUCAAUCACCCUUACGCAAACCGCGGCCGAUCCGGAAAACAUCCUGAAGCCUAGCACUGACUUGGAUGAGAGCUAUUCCUUGGAGGUCACCGCAGAUGGCAAAGUCAACGUGUCUGCGAAGACUUCGAUCGGUCUGCUCUAUGGCCUGACUACAUUCUCGCAGCUCUUUUACAAGCACUCAAGCGGUACCGUCUACACCCCGCUUGCUCCAGUCUCUGUGACCGAUGCUCCCAAGUUCAAGUGGCGUGGACUCAAUGUCGAUACAUCGAGGUCGUUCAAGCCAAUGGCUGACCUGUAUCGCAUGAUCGAUGCUCUAUCUUACAACAAGAUGAAUCGACUUCACUGGCAUGUGACCGAUAGUCAGUCUUGGCCGCUUGAGAUUGACAGUCUGCCAGAGGUUGCCGACAAGGGUGUGUAUGUCAAUUGGCAGCGAUACACCAAGGAAGAUGUCAAAGCUCUCCAACAGUACGGCGCGCUUUUGGGUGUCGAGGUUGCGCUUGAGAUUGACAACCCUGKCCACACCGCCUCGAUCGCUCUCUCGCAUCCAGAACUUAUCGCCGCUUUCAACGUCCAGCCCAAGUGGACGGACUACUGCGCUCAGCCUCCUUGUGGAACUUUGAAGCUGAACUCAACCAAGGUAUACGACUUUCUGGAGAAGAUGUUCGAUGACCUGCUCCCACGCCUCGAGCCUUUCACCAGCUACUUCCAUUUGGGAGGCGACGAAGUAAACAAGAAUGCCUAUAACCUGGAUGAUACAGUGGGCAGCAACGACAGUGCAGUGCUACAACCACUCAUGCAGAAAUACAUGGAUCGCAACAUGAAGCAGGUCGAGUCUUACGGUCUCGUGCCACUGGUUUGGGAGGAGAUGCUGCUGGAUUGGAACUUGACUCUUCCGAAGAACACGAUUGUGCAAACAUGGCAGAGUGAUGAGGCUGUUGCCAAAGUCGUCUCCAAAGGCUACCAAGCCUUGGUGGGCAACUCCAACUACUGGUAUCUCGACUGCGGCAAAGGACAAUUCCUGGACUUCUACCCGUCCAAUGCCGCAAACUUCUUUCCAUUCCAAGAUUACUGCGCACCUGUGCACAACUGGCGUGCCAUGUACGGCUAUGAUCCACUGAGUGGAGUUCCUGAGGACCUCGCACAUUUGGUCCUUGGAGGCGAGACGCACAUUUGGUCAGAACAGACGGACACUGAGAACCUGGAUCCAAUGGUCUGGCCACGAGCCUGCGCUGCCGGCGAGGUCCUUUGGAGCGGUGCCAAGGAUGCAUCCGGACAAAACCGAUCCACCGUCGAGGCUUCUCCUCGUUUCGCCGAAAUGAGGGAGCGACUCAUCGCUCGAGGUAUCCGAGCUGAUACCUCCUUCCAACCCUACUGCACGCAGAAUGGGACGCAGUGCGCGUUCCCGGAGGCGUAA
This is a messenger RNA of Ramularia collo-cygni, 1740 nucleotides long. RefSeq names its product related to beta-hexosaminidase precursor. Gene Ontology annotation, molecular function: beta-N-acetylhexosaminidase activity. Gene Ontology annotation, biological process: glycosaminoglycan metabolic process; carbohydrate metabolic process. The coding region runs from base 1 to 1740 and encodes 579 amino acids. The record is from RefSeq and is a predicted model, not a curated record. Lineage: Eukaryota; Fungi; Ascomycota; Dothideomycetes; Mycosphaerellales; Mycosphaerellaceae. The transcript is spliced from 4 exons. Gene Ontology annotation, cellular component: membrane.